Galeopterus variegatus (Sunda flying lemur) is the source of this 602-nucleotide messenger RNA. RefSeq names its product pirin (iron-binding nuclear protein) (gene PIR). Lineage: Eukaryota; Metazoa; Chordata; Mammalia; Dermoptera; Cynocephalidae. The transcript is spliced from 6 exons. Gene Ontology annotation, biological process: monocyte differentiation. The record is from RefSeq and is a predicted model, not a curated record. Gene Ontology annotation, molecular function: quercetin 2,3-dioxygenase activity. Gene Ontology annotation, cellular component: nucleus. Bases 1 to 399 code for a protein of 132 amino acids.
AUGAGGGCCAAGGUUUACACCCGCACACCAACCUUAUAUUUGGACUUCAAAUUGGACCAAGGAGCAAAGCAUUCCCAGCCUAUUCCCAAAGGGUGGACGAGCUUCAUUUAUACCAUAUCUGGAGAUGUGUACAUUGGGCCUGAUGAUGCACAACAAAAAAUAGAACCUCAUCACACAGCAGUGCUCGGUGAAGGUGACAGUGUCCAGGUGGAGAACAAGGAUCCCAAGAGAAGCCAUUUUGUCUUAAUUGCUGGGGAGCCAUUAAGAGAACCAGUUGUCCAACAUGGUCCAUUUGUGAUGAACACCAAUGAAGAGAUUUCUCAGGCCAUUCUUGAUUUCAGAAAUGCAAAAAAUGGGUUUGAAAAGGCCAAAACCUGGAAAUCAAAGAUUGGAAACUAGUGAAGAGCACAGAGCAGGUCUCGAUGCUUCCUAGAAUUUGGCCAUUGGUGGCAUACAGCCAUUCAAGAGCUUUCGUUUCUAAAGCUGUCUUAGCAAGUGCUUCUAAAGAAUUCCACACUAAAAUGGUAACAUGGUUUUUGUAGCAAUCCACGUGGAUAUUUCCUGGCACAUGCUAAUAAACCUAAUCUUUGCUUCUUUAAAAA